Orycteropus afer afer is the source of this 405-nucleotide messenger RNA. It is a transcript of the gene EIF4EBP1, whose product is annotated as eukaryotic translation initiation factor 4E binding protein 1. The record is from RefSeq and is a predicted model, not a curated record. Gene Ontology annotation, molecular function: eukaryotic initiation factor 4E binding. Gene Ontology annotation, biological process: negative regulation of translational initiation. Gene Ontology annotation, cellular component: cytoplasm. Lineage: Eukaryota; Metazoa; Chordata; Mammalia; Tubulidentata; Orycteropodidae.
GGGGCAGGAGAGCCUCGCUCUAGCUGGGAACGCAGAGCGCGGGAGAGCAUGUCUGGGGCCAGCAGUUGCAGUCAGACCCCUAGCCGGGCCAUCCCCGCUACUCGACGGGUGGUCCUCGCCGACGGCGUGCAGCUGCCGCCUGGGGACUAUAGCACCACCCCUGGUGGCACACUCUUCAGCACCACUCCGGGAGGUACCAGGAUCAUCUAUGACCGGAAAUUCCUGAUGGAGUGUCGGAAUUCACCUGUGGCCAAAACACCACCCCGGGACCUGCCCACCAUUCCUGGGGUCACCAGCCCAGUCAGUGAGGAGCCCCCCAUGCAAGCCAGGCAGAGCCACCUACGCAACAGCACAGAAGACAAGCCAGCUGGUGGUGAAGAGUCACAGUUUGAGAUGGACAUUUAA